Messenger RNA from Calidris pugnax (ruff), 1048 nucleotides. It is a transcript of the gene DNAJC19, whose product is annotated as DnaJ heat shock protein family (Hsp40) member C19. Gene Ontology annotation, cellular component: PAM complex, Tim23 associated import motor. NCBI's taxonomy places the organism in Eukaryota, Metazoa, Chordata, Aves, Charadriiformes, Scolopacidae. Gene Ontology annotation, molecular function: ATPase activator activity. Gene Ontology annotation, biological process: protein import into mitochondrial matrix. Bases 106 to 453 code for a protein of 115 amino acids. The record is from RefSeq and is a predicted model, not a curated record. The transcript has 6 exons.
CCCCACUGCUUCCGCCCCGUUUUACGACGGCCGGUCGCGCUUUACGGCCGGCCCGGGUGCCGUACGGCGAGGCGGUGCCUUCCGCCAGCUCGGCCCGGUGCCGCCAUGGCCAGCACCAUGGUGGCGGUGGGGCUGACCAUCGCGGCCGCUGGAUUUGCAGGUCGCUACGCAGUGAGAGCCAUGAAGCAAAUGGAGCCACAAGUAAAACAAGCACUGCAGAAUCUACCAAAAUCUGCCUUCAGUGGUUACUACAGAGGUGGAUUUGAGCCCAAAAUGACUAAACGAGAAGCAGCUUUAAUACUAGGAGUGAGCCCUACAGCCAACAGGAGUAAAAUUAGAGAAGCUCACAGACGCAUCAUGCUUCUGAACCAUCCAGAUAAAGGCGGUUCUCCCUACGUAGCGGCCAAAAUCAACGAGGCUAAAGAUUUGCUGGAAGACCAAGCUAAAAAAUGAACGAGAAAAUCAGAGGGUUUGUCCACACAAAUGAUUGUUUUUUUUUCAUAAAUGGCUUAAGAAAAGUUCUAAUGUUGGUCUUUGACUAAAUAUAAAUGAAGCUGGAACUGCGGAUCCAGGGAGGUGCUUCCCUCCUCACGUCUUAGUUGCUUUUUGGGGAAAUACGUGAGGGAAUGAGGCUUUGAGUUUGUCGUGUGUUUUUUUUCUCCAAGCUGUUCUUCAUUAAGCAGCAAAAUCUGCCACUUCAAACUAUUUCCAGUGCAGAAAGGGUGGAUGUGGGAGAUGCAUGUUACCAGAUACAGGUUGACUUAACGCUGUUACCUGACUUUUUGUUGAAGUAGCUGCGUUUGAAGCUUGUGCUGCUGUUCCUUCAGGUGCCAAAGCCAUGAACGUGUCAGGGGAGGGGGUGGGAAAGGCAAAAAGGACUUAUUUGAGGGGAAGAACUGGGGGGGGUUCUGUGGUUGUCUCUGACUGAAGAAAUAAAGAAUAGGAAACGAAGUGCUCAGUUGUCUUUGCCUUGUGAGAAACAAGGUUGGUAGCUUUCAAUUUUCAAUGGAUUUUAUAGCAUUUAAUAAAUUCCAAAUUUGUGAUGCCA